UAGCCAUAUUCACGGGCUUUACUGGCGAACACGCCCCUUCCCCCUGCAUCUCUCAGGUUCAACGGCACUGCCUCUUUUUAACCCCUGCCGUCGUCCGCCGCGCACUCAUCGCCUUUAUUCUCGACUUUAACUCUUUACUCCAUUUAACCAGCUUGUGUGUGUGUGCGUGUGCGUGCUGUUCUUUGGGUUCAUCGGCCAGAUGGAGGACUACCAUAAACCAGAUCAGCAGACUGUGCAGGCGCUCCGGAACAUCGCCACCCGGCUCCGGAUCAACUCCAUCAAGGCGACAACUGCAGCGGGCAGCGGUCAUCCCACAUCAUGUUGCAGUGUGGCAGAGAUCAUGUCUGUGCUCUUCUUUCAUACCAUGAAGUACCGACCGGAAGACCCCCGUAACCCCAACAACGACCGCUUCAUCCUCUCCAAGGGUCAUGCGGCUCCCGUGUUGUACGCCGUGUGGGCGGAGACUGGCUACCUGAAGGAGAAUGAGCUCUUCAACCUCCGCAAGGUCGACUCCAUCCUGGAGGGACACCCUGUGCCGAAGCAGCAGUUUGUGGACGUGGCCACUGGAUCUCUGGGCCAGGGGCUGGGAGCUGCCUGUGGAAUGGCCUACACCGGAAAGUACUUUGACAAGGCCAGCUACCGGGUGUUCUGCAUGCUGGGCGAUGGAGAGCUGUCCGAGGGCUCGGUGUGGGAGGCCAUGGCUUUCGCCUCCUACUACCAGCUAGACAACCUGGUAGCCAUCUUGGACAUCAACCGCCUGGGUCAGAGCGACCCAACUCCGCUGCAGCACCACGUGGAGAAGUACCAGCGACGCUGCGAGGCCUUCGGCUGGCAAGCGGUCAUUGUGGACGGCCACAGUGUGGAGGAGCUGUGUAAGGUGCUGAGUCAGCCCCGCCACCAGCCACUGGCCAUCAUCGCCAAGACCAUCAAGGGCAAGGGCAUGCCAGUGGCUGAGGAUAAGAUGGGCUGGCACGGCAAACCCCUGCCCAAAGACAUGGCCGAGGGCGUGAUCAAGGAGCUGCAGGGCCGCAUCAUCAGCUGCAACAAGCGCCUCUAUCCUGCCCCGCCGAACGAGGACGCGUCACCCGUCAGCCUCCGCAACAUCCGCAUGCCAAGCGCACCCACCUACAAAUCUGGAGACAAGAUUGCCACCAGGAAGGCGUACGGCGUGGCCCUGGCCAAGCUGGGGCGUUACAACGAUCAUGUGGUGGCUCUGGACGCAGACACCAAGAACUCCACCUUCGCCGAGCUCUUUAAGAACGAACACCCCAACCGCUACGUGGAGUGUUACAUCGCGGAGCAGAACAUGGUGAGCGUGGCGAUAGGUUGUGCCGUGCGCGACCGCAACGUGGUGUUUGCCAGCACCUUCGCCACGUUCUUCACUCGAGCCUUCGAUCAACUCCGCAUGGCCGCCAUCUCCGAGAGCAACAUCAACCUCUGCGGCUCCCACUGCGGGGUCUCUAUCGGUGAAGACGGGCCAUCUCAGAUGGGCCUGGAGGAUCUGGCCAUGUUCAGAGCCAUUCCCACCGCAACCGUCUUCUACCCAAGUGACGGAGUCUCCACUGAGAAGGCUGUGGAGCUUGCUGCCAACACAAAGGGUUUGUGUUUCAUCCGAACAAGUCGCCCAGAGAACAACAUCGUCUACAACUGCAAUGAAGACUUCCAUGUUGGACAGGCUAAGGUUGUGUAUAAAACCAAUGAUGAUCAUGUGACUGUGGUGGGAGCAGGCGUGACCCUUCACGAGGCUCUGGCUGCCGCCGAGCUGCUGAAGAAAGAGAGAAUCAACAUCCGUGUGAUCGACCCUUUCACCAUCAAACCCCUGGACUCCAAGACCAUCAUUGACAACGCCAGGGCGACCAGAGGACGCAUCAUCACAGUGGAGGACCACUACUAUGAAGGUGGUCUCGGUGAGGCGGUGUGCUCGGCUGUGGUGAACGAAACCGGCUUCACCGUCCAGCGCCUGGCAGUGUCCCAGGUGCCGCGCAGCGGCAAGCCCAGCGAGCUGCUCCGCAUCUUCGGCAUUGACCGGGACGCCAUCGCUCAGGCGGUCCGCAAGGUGCUCAGCAGCUCCGCCAACGCCAAGUAAGAACACUGCAGCAGGGGCAGCAGCGGGAAAAACGCGGUCGAGGACUCCUUGGUGGACAAGCGGUGUGCAACCAUGGAGGCGACAAUCGAACCAACAAAUAACACCAGCACCGGAGGGGAAGCACUCGUGGCCCACUCACGCUGUCCUCCCCUAAAAACAAUCUGAAGUAUUGGUUUGAAAAAUAAAAAAUAAAAUGUUUUUCCUCUUUAACUGUCAUCGAUGUGAUCUGACAACCCCACCCUAGAUUUUUGCCCCAUCAGUUUGUGAGUUCAGUAAACACACCUCCGCCCCAUCACACACACACAAACACACACACAUCCACACCUCCACCCUCUAACCCUUCCUACCUCCCAGAGAACGACCUGGUGCUGCUGUAGUGUUUCAGUAAAAGCAGUGAACAUGGUUUGGAGUAAAAGUGAAGUCUUUUUUUUAUGAAUCAUUUCUGUGGAACCCCUGUCACUUCUGUCGCGCGGCGUUUCGAACGUCUGUGCCCUGUACGACUUUGUAAACCCCACCCCCACUAGAGCCAGCAGGCGGUGGAGAAACUCUGGUUUGGUCUGUUUGAGCACUGACUGUUUUGAACCCUUUUGACCCCGACUUGGAUGGGACUGCUUCACGCCAAUAAAGGGACGGUUUUAUUCACAA
Messenger RNA from Scophthalmus maximus (turbot), 2731 nucleotides. RefSeq names its product transketolase. Gene Ontology annotation, molecular function: thiamine pyrophosphate binding; transketolase activity. The transcript has 14 exons. Gene Ontology annotation, biological process: ribose phosphate biosynthetic process; pentose-phosphate shunt, non-oxidative branch. NCBI's taxonomy places the organism in Eukaryota, Metazoa, Chordata, Actinopteri, Pleuronectiformes, Scophthalmidae. The record is from RefSeq and is a predicted model, not a curated record. Gene Ontology annotation, cellular component: endoplasmic reticulum membrane; extracellular exosome. Bases 200 to 2086 code for a protein of 628 amino acids.